Messenger RNA from Melospiza georgiana, 1384 nucleotides. It is a transcript of the gene P3H4, whose product is annotated as prolyl 3-hydroxylase family member 4 (inactive). Gene Ontology annotation, cellular component: endoplasmic reticulum. Lineage: Eukaryota; Metazoa; Chordata; Aves; Passeriformes; Passerellidae. Gene Ontology annotation, molecular function: collagen binding; protein binding. Gene Ontology annotation, biological process: collagen fibril organization; peptidyl-lysine hydroxylation. The transcript is spliced from 8 exons. The record is from RefSeq and is a predicted model, not a curated record. The coding region runs from base 5 to 1324 and encodes 439 amino acids.
AGGGAUGGGCGGCGCGGUGCCGGUAGCGGUGCCGGUAGCGCGGGCACUGCCGGUGUUGCUGCUGGCGGCCGGGCUGUGCGCGGCGCAGUACGAGCAGUACAGCGUGCGCGGCUUCCCCGCGGCCGCGCUGGAGCCGCUGCAGAGCGCCUACGAGCGGGCGCUGGAGCAGUACGCGGACGCGCAGUGGGCGGAGAGCGCUCGGGGGCUGGAGGCCAGCCUGCGGCUGCACCGGCUGCUGCGGGACAGCGAGGCGCAUUGCCACCGCCGCUGCGCCGGGGAGCCCCCUCCUGCCGGGGAGGGCCCGGCCGGGGAGCGGGAGUGGGAGCGGGAGCUGCGGCUCUUCGGGCGGCUGCUGCUCCGGGCCGGCUGCCUGCGCGCCUGCAAGCGGGAGCUGCCCGUGUUCCAGCUGCGCUACCCGCCGGCGCAGACCCUGCGCGACUUCCAGCGCCGCCAGCCCUACCAGUACCUGCACUACGCGCUCUUCAAGUCAAACAAGAUCGAGAAGGCCGUGUCUGCUGCCCACACCUUCCUGCAGAAGAACCCCAAGCAUGAGAUGACCUUGAGGUACCUGAACUACUACAGGACCAUGCUGGAUGUGGAUGAAUACCUGGUGGACCUGGAAGCUCAGCCCUAUGAGCCGAUAUUCGUGCGGGCAGUGAAGCUGUACAACAGUGGGGAUUUCAGGAGCAGUGCAGCCGACAUGGAGCAGGCUCUGGCCGAGUACUACAAGGCCUACGAGGAUUGUCUGGCCGGCUGUGAGGGCGCCUACGAGCUCCAGGAGUUCAAGGAUUUCUACCCUGCCAUCGCAGACCACUUUGUGAGCGUGCUGCAGUGCAAGGUGGACUGCGAGACCGAGCUCACCCCCAACGUGGGCGGCUACUUCGUGGAGAAAUUCGUGGCCACCAUGUACCACUACCUGCAAUUCGCUUACUACAAGCUGAACGACGUGCAGGACGCGGUGCGCAGCGUCUCCAGCUACAUGCUCUUCGACCCGGGGGACACGGUGAUGCAGCAGAACCUGGUCUACUACCGCUUCCACCGCGAGCGCUGGCGCCUGCGCGAGGAAGACUUCGAGCCACGGCCGGAAGCCGUGAGGUACCACAACCAGACGGCGGCUCAGAAGAAGAUGCUGGAGUUCGCCCGGCAGUACCUGCAGGAUGAUGAUGAUGAGAUGGAGGUGGAUGGUGCUGAGGGGCCCGAGGUGCUGGAGCUGCCCUCUGAUGGCGAGUUCGAGGGUGAAGGUGACUACGAGGAGGGAUUCUUCUCAGAGUGGUGGCAGGAGCCCAAGACCAAAGGAGACAAAGAUGACCAAGAGAUCCUAUGAUGAGCCAGGUCAAGGGGGAGCCAGCACCAGCUGAGCUGGAGGGUGGUGGCUCUGCGAUGC